AUGGCUUCCGUUAAGAUGGAACACGGAACCAACCACCAGGUUAAAAAUUUUAAGCAUUUGAUGGCGCUGAAGCACCAAAGGGCCCAUAACCUGAUGGAGGUGGAAGAUUGUGCAAGCCUGGAAUCGGUAUUUGUGACAGCGAAUUCCGAACUGAAGUCAAUACUAGACACCAAUAUGAGCGAUAUGCCUUGUCCUUCAUCCUUCCUAGCGGAGCCUAGCCUCGGCACAGGAAUCAAAUUGUCUAUGAUCCAAGAUUUUAUUCCUAACGAGAUCCUUGGUUCUCUUCAGAGGAUUGGCCAAGAGGCCCUACCCGAUAUCGGCUGCGGGGUUAUUAUGCUGUGGGUUUAA
Messenger RNA from Histoplasma capsulatum G186AR, 348 nucleotides. RefSeq lists its product as uncharacterized. Lineage: Eukaryota; Fungi; Ascomycota; Eurotiomycetes; Onygenales; Ajellomycetaceae. The transcript has 6 exons. The coding region runs from base 1 to 348 and encodes 115 amino acids. The record is from RefSeq and is a predicted model, not a curated record.